UUAAACUCUGAUUGUAUCAUUAGACACAAUACAGUGAAUAAUAAUUCUUGACUUGCUAUAAUUGAUUCCAAAAGACAAAUAAGAUUUCAUAUACCAGACAUAAAUUUAAAUAACAGGGGAAAAAAUUACGUCAGCUGUAAAUUUUGCGAAGUAGUAUAUAAAUUUAACAGAUACCUAUAGGUAGUUUGUUUUAUGCGGGCAGUCAUGCGUGUUUUGCUCCUAAUUUGUUUGUCUUUUGGUAUUUACGCGCAUUAUGAAGCACAAAGAACUGGUCAUAGGAUGAGGCAGUUAAAAGAUCACACCAUGAAGAAGCAACCAAAGAAGAAGUUGUUUCUCGGCACUGCACUUGUGGGCGCUAUGAAAAUAGUUACGCAUGUUGCUGCUAUUCUAUCAGUCGUUGAUGUCACAACCUCUUUAUUGGAUCGGUAUUCUGAGAAGCCCAAAAACCAUGAAGAUAAGACCAAAAAAGAAGGAAUUAACGAAGUUGACGGGGAAUUAGUGGACGCAGAGACGGAAGAAGACGUGGAAUUAGUUGAUGAAAACACGGAUGAAGAUGAGUAGAAUAAAAAGAAGUAGAUAUAUUAUAACAAUAUAAUGAUUUA
This is a messenger RNA of Cydia pomonella (codling moth), 602 nucleotides long. RefSeq lists its product as uncharacterized. Bases 193 to 561 code for a protein of 122 amino acids. The record is from RefSeq and is a predicted model, not a curated record. The transcript is spliced from 5 exons. Lineage: Eukaryota; Metazoa; Arthropoda; Insecta; Lepidoptera; Tortricidae.